AUGUGGCCGCUGUGGCUGCUUGUCCUGGGGCUGCUGGCGGCGGGCCCCGCCGAGGCCCAGGCGGACUCCAGCGACGGUUUUCUGGAAUUUUCUGUGGGAAAAUUUACAUACUUUCUGCUGAGCAGGCCCUUUCCACAGGAGGGCAUUCUGCGCCACAUAUCAAGCAACGUGACCUUUCUCCUUUUCCAAAUACACUCACAGUAUCAGAACACCACCGUUUCCUUUACUAAGACUCUCCUUCCUGGCGCCUCGGCGACAGGGAACGACAGAGGGCUGGUUUUCAUUCUCAGACCCGAGCAGACUAUGUGCACUUGGCAUUUGGAGACAGAGUAUGCCAGGCCUGUUAAAAAUGUGGCCAUUCCACUCUCCUACUCAGAAAGAGAUCCCAUUCCUGGAGGCUGUAAUUUGGAGUUUGACCUAGAUAUUGAUCCCAACAUUUACUUGGACUAUAAUUUUUUUGAAACAACUAUCAAGUUUGCACCAGCAAAUCUAGGCUAUGCGAGAGGUGCGGACCCUCCACCAUGUGAUGUGAGCACGGGCCAGGAGUCCCGGUGGAGGCUGCGGUAUGAUGUGUACCGGUACUUUCUCCCCGAGGGCGACCUCACCGAAGCCUCGCUGCUCCAGCAUCUUCAGAGGAUGGCCCAGGUGCCCCAGGUGGAGGCCAGUGCAGUCAAGGUGGUUACCCUGACAUCGGACGAUAAAACAACCGUGUCCUUCUCCUCCCUCCCGGGGCAAGGAGUCAUUUAUAAUGUCAUCGUUUGGGAUCCAUCCCUAAAUACUUCUGCUGCCUAUGUUCCCGUGCACACGUAUGCUUGCAGCUUUGAGUCGGCGGACGGUAACUGUGUCUCACCUGGGAGAGUAUCUACCAAAGUGUUCUUCACUGUGUUUGCCCUGCUUGGGCUCUUCGUUUGUUUCUUUGGACACAGAUUCUGGAAAACAGAAUUAUUCUUCAUGGGCUUCAUCUUCCUGGGGUUCUUCUUUUACAUCCUGAUCAGCAGACUGACAUCCCUUACCUACGAUGUCCGCCUGGUCCUCACCGCUGUAGCCGGCAGCGUCGGUGGCAUCCUCCUGCUGGCCUCCUGGUGGCGAUUUGGGACCCUCAUGUUCUGUAUGCUGUGUGUUGGACUCGUGCUGGGUUUCCUCGUCUCUUCUGGGACUUUCUUCACUCCUCUGGGAAAUCUACAUUUGUUUCGCGAUGACGGAGUGUUCUGGGUGACGUUCUGUUGCGUAGCUCUGCUCAUCCCAGUCAUCUUCAUGGGCUGCCUAAGAAUAUUGAACAUCCUGGCGUGUGGAGUUGUAGGCUCCUACUCCAUAGUGCUGGCUGUUGACAGUUAUACCUUCACCAGCCUCUCCUACAUCACUGUGAACAUCCUCAGGAGAGCGCUCAACACAGACUUCCGAGGGGCUUUCAUCGGAGUGCCUUUCCAGACUAAAGACUUCCUUGUCCUGGCUGUAUGGGGGAUGUUGGCUGUCAGUGGCAUUACACUGCAAAUUCGGAGAGAAAGGGGACAGCCGCCUUUCCCACCCCAUCCCUACAAGCUGUGGAAGCAAGAGAGAGAAAGAAGAGUAACGAACAUUCUGGACCCCAGCCACCAUGUCCCUCCCCUGAGAGAGAGGCUGCACGGCCGACUGACUCAGAUCAGAGAGCUCUUUCAGAAGGAACAGCCGGCUGGAGAGCGGACACCCCUGCUUCUGUAGAAGGCUGAGGGCUUGCCCAGUGUGGCUCACCCUGGAGUUUUCCUCUAGACUGCCCAGCUGUCCCAGGCUCUGUUGAUGUACAGGUGUGGAGUUAGGAUCUGAGGUGACGGUGAGAAAACCCGCCAGACAGCUGGUUGUAGGCGCUUUGCGUCAUUCUUCACAAUCUUUGCAAGUUUCCUUUGGUUUAUAAAUGCGAUUAAUUGACGUGUUUUACAAAAUACCAGAUGAUAAAAGUGUCGGCUCUCCUCAAAGCCCGGGCAUCUCUUACAUGUCCUUGGACAGUUCUGACUCAAUCUGAACCUGUGGAGGGGGUUGGCUGGCAGUGGGUACUUGCUUUGUAUGUGCAGGCUUAGGGAUUUGAUUCUUUGCCCUUGAAUGUUAAGAUUACGGGGGAAGUAACUCCUUUUCAUUAAAAGCAGUCUGACUACUUGGCUGCAUCUCACAUUUUAAAUCAGGAACCCUUCAUUUCUUUCAAUAUUUAAGCGGUUUAUUAAAAAAAAAAAAACUAUCCUAAAAUAAAUUAACAUAAAUCCCCUGUUGUUUUGCCUCGUAGUAAUUUAAAUAAAUUAUCUCUGUAAUUGAAAAUAGCUCAGUUUAUUAAAGACAGGAGAACUUCGAUAUGGGUAAGGUAUAGCCCAAAUGGUGACCACUUAAAGCAGUGCGUGUCGCUGCUGACCUUUCUCUUCAGUUGCAUUAGACGAUGAGAGGAUAGGUCACUAAUGACAAGAACCCUUUGUGCUGCAUGCUGUGUGCGAGGCAGCUGGAUCAGCACCCGCGGAGUUGUUCCCGGUGACCUGUCUGUGCUAAGCCCCUGAGCUCUGAAGCUCUGAGGAGGGAAUCAACUAGAAUAGACAGUGCAGUUGGUUGUGGCUGUGGCUGACGUAACCACUGCUUCCCUGAUGAUGCUUUUUAGUACAGCAGGCUACAGACAUUUCAGGUAAUGGGAGAGGUCUUCAGUUUUGAGUGUUAAAAAUGUUUAAGAUAAAAACAAUGAAAAAAUUAUAAACAAACCCUUUUGUUUCAAAAAAUUCUUACUGUUAUUACUGUCUAGUCUCAGCAACGAACUUUUUUUCUUUUUUUUUUUUUGUUUUGUUUUGUUUUUUGAGACAGGGUUUUCUCUGUGGUUUUGGAGGCUGUCCUGGAACUAGCUCUUAUAGACCAGACUGGUAUUGAACUCAUAGAAAUCCGCCUGCCUCUGUCUCCCUGGUGCUAGGGUUAAAGGCGUGUGCCACCAACGCUCGGCAUGAACUUAUCUCUUGAAGAGAAAAAUUACCAUAGGGACUCUGGCUUCUGUCACAUGCCGAUAUUUUAGUUGUGUGGAAACAUUGGCGAGCAAUUAUUUUUCCUGUCAGAACACAUUGCCAGUUAGAGCUGUAAAAGGCAGAAUAUGUUUUCUUGGAGGGAGAAUACCAAUUGUUUUUAAAUUUUCAUAGUAACUUCUAAUAAUUCCAUUUGUAUAAUUUUUGUAAUAAAUACCUAUUUUGAAAAAUG
This is a messenger RNA of Phodopus roborovskii (desert hamster), 3189 nucleotides long. It is a transcript of the gene Tm7sf3, whose product is annotated as transmembrane 7 superfamily member 3. Bases 1 to 1698 code for a protein of 565 amino acids. The record is from RefSeq and is a predicted model, not a curated record. NCBI's taxonomy places the organism in Eukaryota, Metazoa, Chordata, Mammalia, Rodentia, Cricetidae. The transcript has 12 exons.